UUUAUGUACAACUGUGACAGAGGCAGUGAAAUAUUAAAGCAAAGUUUUAAGGCUAGAAGUAAAUUCAGCUUUCCCUCUCUGAGACAAGGAUUUUUUUGCAAGUCGACAUGACGGAAGUUCCCUCCCCUAGUUGGGAUAUCGCCGAGGUGGUCGCAGAGAGGAUGAACAUAGACCACCGGGUGUCUAUGAAUGUGAUUGACUUGCUGGAGAAGGAGAAUACGAUUCCGUUUAUCGCACGCUACAGACGAGAACAGACUGGUAUGAUGGAUGUUGACAAGCUGAGAGAGGUUCACAAUCUCCUGGAAGAAUACUUUCACCACACGAUACUGUACAAAUACUGCAGGGUAUCUAACAGAAAGGUAGGUACUGUACUGUACCAUGCAGUUUUGAUUCCGUUUAUCGCACGCUACAGACGAGAACAGACUGGUAUGAUGGAUGUUGACAAGCUGAGAGAGGUUCACAAUCUCCUGGAAGAAUUAAGGUCUGUUCGAACAAAGAUAAAAUCUGUUGCUCAGUCGAUAGAAAAAGCAGGAAAGCUGUCCGAGGAGCUGAAGACGCUGUUGGCAUCAUCUCAGAGUCUGCCAGAGAUUGAACAUCUGUAUGCACCAUAUAAAGAGGGAAGCAAAGGAACACUGGCUGCAAGAGCCAAGGAACUUGGACUUGAGCCAUUGGCCCUGAGUGUGCUUAAUGACCCUAAUCGGGUCAAUUUCAGUUCCUGGAUCAAACAAGGGAAGAAAGGUUUGUCUUCAAAAGAGGAAGUCGAAACUGGAGUCAUUAAUAUUAUAGCAGAUUUUUUCUCCAAACACAAAGAUGUCAUGGACCUUCUGCGAAAUUUGCAGAAUAAAUCUUUUUCUAAUAAUGUCAAAAGAGCAUAUGCAAAAAAAACGGAGGAGAAAUCUGAGAAGACAGACAAAAGUUACAAAUACGACCAGUAUAUGAAUUUUCGGUGUAGGAUAGAUUACCUAAAGCCUCAUCAGGUUUUGGCCAUCAAUAGAGCAGAGUCAGAGAAGGUCAUCAGUGUCAAGGUCACAUUUCCUGAGAAGGUCAAGGCCACGUACAGCCGUUUCUGCGAAAGACGCUGGAUUAAACCACAUAGCAGUGACAAGAUUCAACAGCUGGUGAGGAAAGGUAUCGAUCAGGCGUUUUCUCGUCUCAUCCAUCCUCUCCUGUGUCGACGGGCAAGAACAGACCUGACAAAGAAUGCAGAGAAGGCAUCUGUAGAAGUAUUCACAUCCAAUUUGAAAAGGCUCUUACUUCAGCCUCCUGUCCGUGGAAAAGCUAUCUGUGGUUUGGAUCCUGGUUUUCGUAACGGAUGCAAAAUGGCCAUUAUAUCUGCCACUGGUGAGAUUCUCCACACAAAUGUGUUGUACAUCGUGGGGUGUAGAGGUGACCUGAACAGAGAGUGCAACAAGUUUAAACAAGCUUUAAUCAAAUACAGGUGUAACAUCAUUGCCAUAGGCAAUGGCACAGCUUGUCGAGAGACGGAGAGAGUCGUCGCUGACUUGAUCAAUCAGAUUCACCCUCUAAAUGUAACAUACUGUAUUGUCAAUGAGAGUGGGGCAUCAAUAUACAGCGUGUCCGACCAAGCCAAAAAAGAAAUGCCGUCCCUAGAUGUGAAUCUCAGAAGUGCUGUGUCAAUAGCUCGCAGGCUACAGGAUCCCCUGGCAGAGCUUGUGAAGAUUGACCCUAAGCACAUUGGUGUGGGAAUGUAUCAGCACGAUGUGUCUGACAGCCUCCUGCAUAAAAGUCUGGACUCUGUGGUGGAGGAAUGUGUCAGUUUUGUGGGUGUCGAUGUCAACAGUGGCAGUGAAUGUCUACUGAGACGUGUUGCAGGAUUAACAGAGACAAGAGCCAAGAACAUUGUUGCUUGGCGACAGACAAAUGGGCCUUUCGUUAAUCGGAUGCAGAUUAAACUGGUCAAAGGGAUCGGAGAGAAGAGUUUUGUACAGUGUGCAGGUUUUGUACGAGUUCUGCCAGCUAACGAGGUCACUGGAGACAGCAACAACAUCAAAACAGAGAAGAUGAAGACAGAAGAGGAUGUGGGUGAGAAUGGAAGCAAAGCGUCUAAAUUGGGGAAAAGAAAGGCCGUAGUGGAGCGGAAAGGACGUUCCAAAAAGGCAAAAGUUGAUCUUGAUUACAGUGAGAAUCCAUUGGACAGAACUUGUAUACAUCCAGAGUCCUACUCCAUUGCUGAAAAGGUUUUACAUGAAGCUGGCUUAUCAGGGGAAGCAAUCGGUGAAGAGAAGUUUGUUAAACAAAUAAAGAAGUGGAUGACCUCUGCUGGCAUCGAGCCCUUAGCUGCCAAAAUGGAUGUAGGAGUUCCCACAAUGCAACUCGUCUAUGACGGCCUGACACAGUUAAUGGAACAUGACCUAAGGGCAGGUUUCUAUCACUCUCUGCAGAAGAAAAACAAUUUAUUCAGUGAGAUAUUUACUCUCCUUAUGCAGAGGAUCGUAGCCAUUGGUCUACUGCGGUAG
Molecule: messenger RNA, 2477 nt
Organism: Liolophura sinensis
Lineage: Eukaryota; Metazoa; Mollusca; Polyplacophora; Chitonida; Chitonidae
Product: S1 RNA-binding domain-containing protein 1-like
Exons: 20
Coding region: 108-2477 (789 amino acids)
Biological process (GO): nucleobase-containing compound metabolic process; translation
Molecular function (GO): mRNA binding; structural constituent of ribosome
Source: RefSeq, a predicted model, not a curated record